Molecule: messenger RNA, 2592 nt
Organism: Salvia hispanica
Lineage: Eukaryota; Viridiplantae; Streptophyta; Magnoliopsida; Lamiales; Lamiaceae
Source: RefSeq, a predicted model, not a curated record
GGUGGAUGUUACCGUGUUGUCAAAUUAUCUCUUUAUGAGACAGGAUUUUGAUGAUCAGGUGGUCCAACUCCAAAAGCAAUUAAUCUCCCAUAACCUUGAUCCCUCUACAUCAAAACUUUCUUUGAGCAGUGCCAAGAAAACAUGGGAUACCAUCAAAGAAUUUAAAGGCUUCAAAGCUCCACCUUACAGGCUCAUGUUUGCCACAACAAGAUGUGAUGAGAUUGCCGUGGAAAAGUUGAAGCUCUUUCAAGCUAACCAGGCUUGGUUAGAAUUAGAAGAAAAUGCAAAAACUCAACUUGUGAAGGACUUCGGUGCACGAACAAACUCUAUCUUGACUACGUAUCUCUUCGAAUACGAUAAUGAAACUAUAAAUUUUGAAAGUGGUACUAAAGGAGGUUACGAUCAACAAGUACACGAAGUCAGAAGCAAUAAACGUCAAGAUCUGACGGUAAAAGCACUAAAGGUGGUCUAUCCUGCUUACAUGAAUACGUUGGGUCAUCUUCGAUCCGAGACAUUGCGAAGCUUCACGACUCAACUCAAAGCACGCAUACAAAAUUUUUCUCUGUCUGCUUUUGAGUCAUAUCAGUCAUGCUAUGACUCUUGUAUGCUGCAGUUUGAUCAGCAAUGUGCAGAUUAUGCUACCGUAGAGCAUGCACAAUGGAAGGGUGAUGCUUUAAGUGUGCGCAAACAACUACUCCGUGAAAUUAGAGAACAUGCACUAAAUCAGAUACGGGAUGAACUCUCCAUUAGUGUUACUAUGGAAGUGUUUAGAGUUGUAAGAGAUGUGAGUGUGACGGACAAAUGGGAAAGUAUUAGAAGAUUCAUGGAGACAGCUAAAUUGGCGGGUGCUGGUAUAUUUGGAGGGGAGAAUGAAGAAAUCGUAGCUGAUUUGGAGAAACACGUUAGAGACAGAGUGGUGAACAUUUUCAAAGAUGAAUCUCUUAAUGUCGAGGAACUCAUAAAACACAGGUUCAUUCUUGCUUUAACACCAAUGGAUGACAACACAAUGCCAACUAAGGAGGAGGCCUACCGUCAGUGUUUGGAUAUGUUGUCCACAAUGGCUGUAAUUCGUUUAGAUGAUACAUACGACGUCGUACAAAGAGUGCUACGUUCUGAGCUGCUGAUGAAUGCAAAUAGCGGCGAUGGGAUUUCUCUUUCUUCCGUUACAUGGGAAAAUGUCCCUCUUCAAAUGACUUUGAUCACCCCAUUGAGAUGCAAACAAAUAUGGACCAACUUUAAACAAAAGACUGAGGAUUGUUAUUCCAUUGCUGAGAAAUAUGAAGAGGUGGUCCAUCCUGAUUGUACGAAUACGUUGGGUCAUAUACGCUCGGAGGUAUUCCGGAGCUUCAUGACUAAACUCAAAGCACGUGGACAAAAAUUUUCUCUAUCUGCAUUUCAGACAUGCCGUGACUCUUGUUUGCUGAAGUUUGACAAAAAAUGUUCAGUUGAUGCUACCAUAGAGCAGGAUGAUGCUGCCUCUGUGCGCAAACAACUUCUCCGUCAGAUGAAUGAACAUGCACUAUGUCAGCUGCGGAAUGACCUUUCCUGUAGUAUUAUUACAAAAGUGUCGAAAGUUAUACUCCGAGAUUGCAGUGUGGAGGACAUAUGGGAUUGUAUUAGACUUUUCUUAAAGAGUGAGAAUGAGAGAGCUAAAUCGGCGGCUGUUGGUAUAUUUGGAACAGAGCAUAAGCAAAUUGUGUCUGAUUUAGAGCAAUAUGCUAGAAUCAGCGUGGUGACCAGUGUCAAACUUUUAUUUCGCAAUGUCGAGAAGCACUUAAAGGAAAGGUUCAUUGAUGCCAUAUCGACGAGCAGCAAGACGAUGGAUAAGAAAGAGGGCCACCGUCAGUGUUUGGCUCUCUUAUCCACGAUGGCUGUAAUACGUUUAGAUGACACGUACGACGUCGUACACAGAGUGCUAAAUUCUGAAUUCUUGGGUUCAAAUAGAGGCGCAGGGACUUCAUCAUAUCCUCACUCUUCACAUACAUGGGAAAAUGUCCCUCAAGAAAUGACUUUGAUCACCCCAUUGCAAUGCGAAGAUAUAUGGACCAAGUUUACACAAGAUAUGGAGCAUUGUCUGGCUAUUGCUGAUGCUGUUGUUAACCAACAUCAAAAGAAGCAAGAUGAGAAGCAAGAUGAGAAGCGGCCACUUCGUAAAUGGGUGGUCUUUGGAAUAGCAAUUCUCGGAUUUUAUGAGUUCAUGGCUAUACUGAUUUGCAACCCGCCGGCCGCCGUUCUGUUCUUUGUAGAAGUAGCACUGCAGCAAGGGGUACUUAGAAAACUCAAAAAUAAAUUAAUAUAUUCUGACACCAAGGAGGAAUUUGAAAAGGAUGAUAUCUCUAAACAGUCUAGGUUCAUUAAAUUUCUAUGGAGCUAUAUGGAGAAAAUAUAUCGGAUCUUUCGUGAUAAGGUAUUAGGAAAUACUUUCCGUCAGAUUUACAUAAACUAAGAAAUCGUGAAAUUGUGUCUUUCUGAUUUCCACAGACUAAAAUAUUUAUUUAGUUUUCAUUUUUGUGUACGACAUUAUUAUAAAGUGUGACUGCUUUUGUAUAUACAAUUUUUAUGUAUGACUAAAUAUUUAUAUAUCCCACUAAA